Molecule: messenger RNA, 16976 nt
Organism: Podarcis lilfordi (Lilford's wall lizard)
Lineage: Eukaryota; Metazoa; Chordata; Lepidosauria; Squamata; Lacertidae
Source: the annotation of a GenBank genome assembly
CCCAGGACAGGGGUGGGUGGCCAGAAGCAGCUCCAGAACGAGGCAGAGAGGACUUCCAGGAGCGAGGGCAGCCAGGCGGAGGCCCAAGGACCAGGCCAGGCGAGAGGGAGCCAGGCAGGGGCCAAGGCAGGAAGGGGCCAACGCUGCCAGGCCGGCAGAGAGACGCGUGAGGGGUAGAUAGGGGGCAGGGAGAGGAAGAGGGCAGAGGGAGGCCUGGGGUGUCUGUCCACAGUUGCCCACCAAGCCCCUUGGAGUGCGCAGGGGCGGCUGCGGGGAUGAACUUUGCCGUGGGCUUCAAGCCGCUGUUGGGGACUUCGCAGAGCAUGGACAACCUGGAGAAGCAGCUCAUCUGCCCCAUCUGCCUGGAGAUGUUCACCAAGCCGGUGGUCAUCCUGCCCUGCCAGCACAACCUCUGCCGCAAGUGCGCCAACGACAUCUUCCAGGUGAGGGCCAGCGGCAUCUCCGCACCUGCCCGGCCAGCUCUCAGCUCUGGGGUGGAAGUGGGUGGGUUUUGACGCCCCCCGAGUUAUCCAGCAGGGAGGGCGUCACGGCCAGCGACUCUCCUCCUUUGCUCUUUGCUGUGAAUCUGCCUGAGGUAUUUCAGAACAACUUGAGCCAAAGCAAAAGUGGAGAGGAGCCGCCUGCCCCAAAGAAGACUUUGAGGUGUGGGGAGAGAGCGGGGGGGGGGGCAGGAGGAUGAGUGGGCUAAGGAGGGUGGGGGGCUCAGGCACUGGACACAGCUCCUGGAAGGGGGACGUGAUCAGGAGAGCAGCACUGGCUGGCGGUGCACAGAAGCAGGGCGGUGGAGUGGUCAGAGUGCCGGACUCGGACCUGGGAGAGACUCGGGUUCGAAUCUCCCUCUGGCCAUGAUGUUCAAUGGGUGGUCAGUCGUGGCCUAACCUACCCGGCAAGGGUGUUGGGCAGAUCAAAUGGGGAGGAGAACGAUGUACAGCCCCUUGAGGUCCUGGGAGAAAAAGGUGGGAUAAAAUGACAAUCCCUGGCCCCCUAAUGAGGAAGAGAGGGGGAAAUGGAGGUGAUGGGGAGGAGCAGCCGGGUGUGGAAGGCAGAUGGCUCUCCAGCAGAUAUUCUUGAGCUGUGAUUCCUGUGUUGAGGGGGCUGGACUAGAUGACCCUUGGGAGUCCCUUCCAACUCUACAGUUCUCUGAUUCUAUAUAUGCGACCUGCAUUAGGCUUCCUCCAUCUUCAGCUGCUCUGAUGUGUGUGUUCAGGCAUUCGCACAUCAACAUCGUUGCUUCCUGCAAGUAAUGAGGUCAGAAGAAAAUGAAAUGCAGGGCAGAUUAAGUUAACUAAGAACAAGUCAUCAAUAGCACAGACAUUAUUCAAAGCCUGGCUGCUGGAUCAGGCCCACGGCCCACGUAGCGCAGCAUCCUGUUUUCACAGAUGCCCAAAUGGGAAACCACCAGGCAGGAGCCCCCUCCCCGCUUGUGGUGUCCAGCAACUGGGAUUUCUGUGGAAGCAGAGCCAUUCUGGCCAGGAGCCAUUGAGAGCCUCUCUUCCCCCAUGAAUGUGCCCAGUUCAAGUUGGUGUCCCUGGCUGUCUCCUGUGGGAGGGAGUUCCAUAGUUUAACUACACAUGGCGGGAAGAAACACUUUCUUUCAUAAAUUCUGAAUCUUCCAAUAUCCAGCUUCCUUUAAUGUCCACAUCUUCUGGUGUGAUGAAAGAUAGAGGAAAACUUUUCUUCAUUCUUUUUCUCCAGGCCAGGCAUCAUUUUAUAAAUUUCAGUGUCCCGAUCCAAUGCGUGAGGCUUUUAGCCUCUUGAUAAAUUGCAAUUCUGUGGUUUCCUGUUGCAGCCUCCCUUCUGAAGUUCUUUUGUUCCAGGAUCUGGUCAUGUAAGGUCAGCUCCAGUCUUCUAGGCGGUCAAAAUGUUCCCUCGCUGUUCUUUUAAUAUUGCCAUUUCUGAUGACGGAUUUGUAUCCAUUUAUACUUUUAGGUUUGCAAUGUGCAGAAGGGGCCUUGUUGGCAGGAGAAGGCAGGCAUUGCAAUGCAUGAAUCCCAGAUGCUGUGGGUGGCAGGAUUAGGCCCUGUACAGUGUCUCUACUCUGGAGAUACUAGUAUGGGACCUAAUCCUGCCAGGAUGAGGACAAAGCGGGUCUCUGGGUCUGGGUCUCUUGUCUGUAAGAAAGUGGAGUCCUGCAGCCCAAGGCCUGUCAGAAGAGAGCGUCUGUCGUUGCCCAGGAUGGUUUUAAAUGGGACCUUUGGAAGUCCUAUGGAGCAACCUUCUUUUCUGCUGCUCCAGAGAGGAGGACCCAGGCCAAUAGAUUCAAAUGUCAAGAAGAGAGAUUCCACCUAAACAUUAGGAAGAACGUCUUGAUGGAAAGAGCUGUUCAACAGUAGAACGGUCUCCCUUGGGAGGAGGUGGACUCUCCUUCCUUGGUGGUUUCUAAGCAGAGGUUGGAGGGCCAUCUGUCAUGGAUGCUUUAACUGAGAUUCCUGCAUCUCAGGGGGUUGGGCUGGAUGACCCUUGAGGUCCCUUCCUACUCUAUGAUUCUUUAAGUGGGAGCAAGUGGGGACCUGUCAUUCUCCUUCCACAUCUGAUUCUUCCUUCCUGGGAUCCCCCUAUUCUGGAGUUCCCUCCACUUAGUUGGGUGGGUAUUCCAGUCUGAGGAAUGCCUGGCGUACAUUUUUUUGUUGUGAGCUUCUGACGAGUCUGAACAGAUGCCGUUCCCUCGGAGGGCUUGGCUGUGGACAAUGGAUUUUGUGAUGUGCUUUGGAUGGGAGCCAAAAGCAGGUCAGCAUGCAAAGCAGGCAGUAGGUUUCCUAUUUAAGGUGAGGUUUAUUUGUCCAUUAUGUAGGCGGAGAAGAGUGGACCUCUUUUGUGGAGCAGUCUAGGGAAGAAGUUCCCAAACCUUUUUCUUUUUGGAGGGGGCACCCCUCCCCAGUGCCCCCCACCCUACCCUUGACUGGUUGGUUGGAGGAGUACGCCUCUGUGGUGAAGACAAAAUGUUGGGAGGUUGCAGAGCCUACUUUGGCUGUAGAGACUGAUGCAGGAGAGACAUAUUUUGUGGCAGCUGAGGCAAGCCACUAAGGAAGAGAACAACUUGAGGAAAUUCAAAACAGGAAGAAUUAAUUGUAUUCAAAAUCCAGUAUACCUGAAGGAGUGUCUCCACCCCCAUCCCAGAUGCUGAGAUCCAGCUCCAAGGGCCUUCUGGUGGUUCCCUCCCUGCGAGGACCAGGGAACCAGGCAGAGGGCCUUCUCAGUGGUGGCACCCGCCCUGUGGAACGCCCUCCCUUCAGAUGUCAGGGAGAUAAAGAAUCACACAACUUUUAGGAAAAUCUGAAGGCAGCCUUGUAUUGGAAAUUUUUAAUGUCUGAUGUUUUAUCACAUUAUUAUUAUUAUUAUUAUUAUUAUUCUGUUGGCAGCCGCCCAAAGUGGCUGGGGAGACCCAGCCAGAUAGGUGGGGUAUAAAUAAUAAAUUAUUAUUAUUAUUAUUAUUACUACUACUACUAUUCUGCAAGAUGGAUGAACUUGAUCCAGUGAUACUGGCUUUCCAAAUUCUGAUAUUGACACUUCCAGAGACCCCUGCUGCCCCCUUGCCUCUUGGGGCCUUCCUAGUUAAUCCCCCAGAAGGGGCAAUACUACCCACUUUGGAAGCCACUAGUUUAGGCGCUCAAGCACCUCCUGCCUGUGAAUCCAGGUGAUGAAAGACACGGUCAGUUUAUCCCAAGAGCAGGUCAGGGUUUGGGGGCACAGGAGCAGAUUGUUCUGAGCCAGGCACUGAGACGCUGAGCGGAAGAUGCAUGUUUCCCCCCAAAGCUGAAGUAAUUAUGGGUUUCAUAGCGCAAAGAGGAAUUGUUUCAAGGAUGCUCUGAUGACCUUCCACAUGGUGUGUGUGUUGUUGUUGUUUAGUCGUUUAGUAGUGUCUGCCUCUUCAUGCCCCCUGGACCAGAGCAUGCCAGGCACUCCUGUCUUCCACUGCCUCCCACAUGUUGGUAGCUUCAAGAACACUGUCCCACCAUCUCGUCCUCUGUCGUCCCCUUCUCCUUGUGCCUCCAUCUUCCCCAACAUCAGGGUCUUUUCCAGGGAGUCUUCUCUUCUCAUGAGGUGGCCAAAGUCUUGGAGCCUCAGCUUCAGGAUCUGUCCUUCCAGUGAGCACUCAGGGCUGAUUUCCUUCAGAAUGGAGAGGUUUGAUCUUCUUGCAGUCCAAGGGACUCUCAAGAGUCUCCUCAGCACCAGAAUUCAAAAGCAUCAAUUCUUCAGCGAUCAGCCUUCUUGAUGGUCCAGCUCUCACUUCCAUACAUCACUACUGGGAAAGGUGUGUGUGUUAAGGAUGUCUUAAUAUUGACAGCAGGAAGGAUGGCGUUUACUGAGAGGCUGCCAAUGGACUGUAGUUUUCAGAAAGUCAGUGGUGCUCCUCAAGGAUCAGAGAGUCUGAGAAGGGGAGCCCAUAGAACCAAGCACCCCAACUGUGAUGGUACUGACCCCCAGAAUCAUGGGGCACUAAAAGUUGUCUCGUUUGUGUAUAUUGUAUCUAUGCUGUGCAGUAAUAGAUUUUAUCAGAGAUUGGCUGAUUGACCUUUAAAUGUGUUGUGGAAGCGGGGAGUAUUGGAUUGUCUUUGUCUUUAUUAUGCAUUUCAUGUUUUUUAUAUUGCAAUUUUAUGUUGAGAAUACAGGUAUAGGGUGGCAUGCAAAUUAAUUAAAUCAUCUCCAGCCCAGAUUUGCCUUCAUGUGGCAUCAGAACAUUCAAAGAGCCCUGCAGGAUCCAGCCAUCUCACCCAGCUUCCUGUUCCAGCAGUGGCCAACCAGAUGCCCAGUAUGGGGAACCCGCAAGCAGGAUCCGAGCGCAAGAGCAACCCUCUCCCCUCCCUCUCCCUUCCAGGGCCUUCCAGCAAAUUCAGAGGCAUUUUCUGCCGUGGGCUGUCGAGGCACAGCAAUGCCACCAAUAAAAUAAUGAUGUGAAAUUUGGGGCCUUUGCCUCCUUGGUUUUCUCUCUCUCUCUGCCUUCCUCCCAUCCAUAACCUGCAGAUGCCCCUUUCCCUAGACUCCAGGUUCAUGGAGGUGAUAGAGGGGUCUGUGAGGGCUAUUUUUCUGGAAACAGAGAUGCCUAAACUCACCAUGAACACCUCCCUCGUUCUCUGCGAAUGGCAAUGGCACUCACCUGAGGGGGGCUGGUCAGCAGGGGCAUAGCAGGGAUGGAUGGACAGCUUUCCUCAGUCCCCCCAUCCCCCCUAAAUCAAGCAAAUAAAUGAAAAUACGUAACUAACUGGCCAAUUGUGUCACAGAUAACUCUGUUCUCUCCUCCCCACACACAUAGUGCCUGCCCCGCCCAAAAUAAAUCCUGGCUACACCCCUGCCAGCAAGUUCUGGCUGGAAAAAACCCUUGUUCUACAGUCAGGUAACACCCCCCCCCCAAAAAAACACCACAUUCUUCCUUACAGGAAACUUAAAUAGUCCAAGCAUACCCAAGGCCCAAAUCUGGGGACCAGUCAAGAAGAGGUGCCACCCAGACCCCACGACACAAAUUGUGGGGGAAGAAGGCCUCUGAAGUGGAACACAUCUCUGUCCACCUGCGACCCCAAAAAACCCAGAGGGGGCAAAUCUUACACCAAAAUCCACAGUUGCAGGAGGGCUUCAUUUUGGUUUGGUGUGGGUCAGCAAACUUUUUCAGCAGGAGGCCGGUCUACUGUCCCUCAGACCUUCGGGGGGGGCGGACUAUAUUUUUUGGGGGGAAAUGAACAAAUUCCUAUGCCCCACUGUUACCGGAAAAAUCCGAGGGCUCCCUUGGGCAAAAAGUAAAGACACCAAACCAGAGUAAAUUGGAGCAAAUCAGCAGCCUGUAGGCUUGGCCUUUAUUGAACUGUUGCAACAGGGUGCUCCCCUCACUUGCAGGAGAGAGGAGGGACCCAGAAAAAUGGUGUGCAAGGCCUUAUAAAGACUUUUGAAAUUGCCACCCUGUAGAUCAAGCCCACCCCCAGAAACAUCAUGCAUACAUCACAGAAAGGAGGGGUUGAGGGAGGAGUGGUGGUGGUAACCUGAAUGUCCUGUCACCUGGCUGGUUCCCUUCUCCCCCUCCCCAUGAGUCAUUUUCAGAAGACAAAAGGUAGUCGCAGUUUCCUGCCCCCUGAGGGGGAAUCCAAUCACUGUUCUUUUGUUAUAGUCCGUGUUGAAUCCACUCGUGUAUGCAGUCCGUUGUGUUGUUGAUGGUCUUCUGUCUGAGACCAUCAGGGUUGGCAUAGCAACUGGGCAGGGCUCCUGUGGAUGUGCUGGGAUGUUCAAGGGAUUAUGGUGGCCUGUAUCAAACCUUCCCCAUUUUGUAGUCCUUCCUUCAUGGAGUAAAAUAAAAGUGGAACAGUGCAAAUCCGAUGUAUGGUUGAUUUUCUAUGAAUUUAUAACAGAAGCGUAGUGUAUGUAGUGUGUGAGUGUGAGUGUGUGUGAAGUUUGUAGGACCUGAAUGAUGGGGGGGGGGGGGGUUUCCUGCUACACCACAAAUAUCCCAGAGAUGCAUUUUAAAUAAAAGCACACAUUCUACUCAUGAAAAAACACGCUGAUUCCCAGACCGUCUGCGGGCCAGAUUGAGAAGGUGAUUAGGCCAGAUCCGGCCCCUGGGCCUUAAUUUGCCUACCCAUGGUGCGGAGGCUGCCUGGCUGCUGCUUCCAAGGGAAAAAGCUGGAGCAACUGUGUUCUCUGGAGGCUGGUCCUGGGGGUGGGAUGAGGGAGGGGGAGCCGUUUUCCCAAGGGGGGGGGUGUCUCUCUCUAUCCUCAGCAGCGCCACCUAGUGGCCAAAGGGGAAACCAUGAAUGGAGAAAGACAGCAGGUCCCUUGCCACACCCACCCCUAGAUUCAAAAUGUGGGGCUUUGCACACUCAGCUAGGUUGUGCUCCCUUGGCUCCUGAGGGAGGAAGUGAAGCUGCUUCUCUUCCAGCUAUUUAACCAGGCAGGACAGACGUGUCUGAACUUGCUCCAAAGUACAUGCUUAAGACUAUAAUCUAUAUUUUGCACACAAGACUAUCCUACCUGUGUUCCCCUUGCUGCUGCAAGGAAUAAUGCAUGACUCCAACCUUGGGAUUUAGUAAGCAAAGCUUUUAAAGUUACUUAAGAGUGUGUGGUCUGCUGCUGGAGGGUAGAGAGAAGGGGCCAUGAGCUUUAAAGCAGAUUAAACAGGAUAUUCAAAAGGGUUUUCCAAUCUACAUUCCCACGUUAUACUGCUGCUUAAUUUUGGGACUGUUUUAAACUUUGCUGGGGGCUCUCUCCUGUUGGAGAGGGUGCAAAGCCCCACAUUUUGAAUCUAGGCACCCAGUCAACUAUAUUUUUAACUACCCACAUGUGGGUCAGAUCUAUUUUCCGCCCCCCACAGUGACCCCUCCUGCCUCUCCCCCAGGCCUCCAACCCUCUCUGGCAGUCGCGCGGUUCCACCUCGGUGUCCUCAGGAGGUCGGUUCCGGUGCCCAUCCUGCCGGCAUGAAGUGGUGCUGGACCGGCACGGCGUUUAUGGGCUGCAGCGCAACCUCCUCGUGGAAAACAUCAUUGACAUCUACAAGCAGGAAUCCUCUCGGUAAGCAGUGGGCAGGGAGGGGCGCUCAGACCUCCCAGGGGCCCCCACCUCUGCUCACAGGCAUGUCCACCCUGAGGCUUCCCUUCUGGCCAAAUGAGGGAGCAGCUCUCAGAUUCUGGCUCCUCUCCUGGGAUUCCCGCAUCGCAGGGGGUGGACUAGAGGACCCUCGGGGGUCCCUUCAUACUAUACAAUCUAUGAUCCAAUAACCAGCACAUCUUCCCCUCCUCCUGCAAAGGGGCAAAUGAGCUUUCAACCUGCAGGACACUUUUUGCAUUAGCCCAUAUCAAAAUACACACAAGCCAGAGCUUUUCUGCUAUUCCCAAACCUUGCCAGGUCUGCAGAACCUCAGCUGCUUUUGUUGGCUGCCUGCUCUGCUAUGUUUCUGCUCCCUCUUCCUGGGUCGGCUUCACAUUUGCAGCACCAAGGCCUAGAAACAGAACCAUGCAACCCUCUAUUUAUUAGUUGGUUGGCUGCAUUUCUACCUCACCUUUACCUACGGGACUGCCUCUCCUGGUAUGUCCCACGGAGGACCUUACGGUCUUCAAACAAGAACAUCUUGGAGGUCCCAGGCCACAGGGAGGUCAGGCUGGCCUCAACCAGAGCCAGGGCUUUUUCGGCUGUGGCUCCGAUCUGGUGAAACACUCUGUCCCAAGAGACCAGGGCCCUGCGGGACUUGACAUCUUUCUGCAGGGCCUGCAAGACAGAGCUGUUCCACCAGGCCUUAGGCCAAGGCACAGUCUGACCCCCUCCUUUGGUAAUUCUUCACAGAACUCCAGCCCAAUGGUUGCCAUCAAUUUGAUUUGAACUGAUUUUAUAAUGAAUUGAUUUUCGAAUGUAUUACCGUAUUUUACUGUUGUUAGCUGCUCUGAGCCCGGCUUCAGCUGGGGAGGGGGGGAUAUAAAUAAAAAUUUAUUAUUUUUAUUAUCUCAAGGGAGCUCCAGGUGCUGCAGCCUGGUUCUCCCUCUCCUUGUUUAACCCCCACAACACCCCUGCGAGGCGGGUUAGGCGGAGAGAGGCAGUGACUGGCUGAAGGCCAUGCCCAGUGGAGAUGUUUAAACCGUGGUCUCCCAGGUCCCAGUCUGACCCUCUGACCACUGGGCUACACUGCCUCUGAGGGUCGGGCACUUUGGCCUGCGGCAUCCCGGGUGAAGGCGGUGCCCCAGUUCUACACUGGUUUGAGGUGACCAUGACAAAAGACACCCCAUUCAGGUCCUUUCCUGGCCAAAUCAGGAACAUUUGUCUCAGGGGUGGGUUGAGGAGGAGGGGCAAUGUCUGGGGGGCUCACCCAGCCUUUCCUUCUCCCUGCUGUGCCCCCCCCAGACCCCUCCAUGCCAAGGCGGAGCAGCAGCUGAUGUGUGAGGAGCACGAGGACGAGAAGAUCAACAUCUACUGCCUCACCUGCGAGGUCCCCACCUGCUCCAUGUGCAAAGUCUUUGGGGCCCACAAGGACUGCGAAGUGGCCCCUCUGACCAACAUCUACAAGCGCCAGAAGGUACCAAGCAGCAGAGGCAGCAGGGGGGGGGAGGCCCUGCCCUCUCCCUGCAGCCCCACUGGCACUCUCUGGCCUGAGCAGGCAGGGGGGGCCAGAGGGGGCAGGAGCUGCCUUUGGCUUUGGAGCCCUGGACACAGUGGUCCCACACCACCUCCGAGAGACUCCAGGGGUUCCAGUCGCUGACGCAGGUUCUGUUUCCUUGGAAUGAAGGUCAGCGGAGACUGUGGUGCCUUUAGGGUUUCAUUUACCCAUAUAUACAAAGGAGGGGAUGCGGGUGGCGCUGUGGGUUAAACCACGGAGCCUAGGACUUGCCAAUCAGAAGGUCAGCGGUUCGAAUCCCCGAGACGGGGUGAGCUCCCGUUGCUCGGUCCCUGCUCCUGCCCACCUAGCAGUUCGAAAGCACGUUAAAGUGCAAGUAGAUAAAUAGGUACCACUCCGGCAGGAAGGUAAACGGCGUUUCCGUGCGCUGCUCUGGUUCGCCAGAAGCAGCUUAGUCCUGCUGGACACAUGAUCUGGAAGCUGUACACCGGCUCCCUCGGCCAGUAAAGCGAGAUGAGCACCACAACCCCAGAGUCGGCCACAACUGGACCUAAUGGUCAGGGGUCCCUUUACCUUUACAAAGGAUGGGCACAGGAUGGAGGGGCUCCCAGCAUCAGCACCCUGACAGGUCUUGCUUCUCCAUUAGCUGCAGCUUUGGAUUCAGCACAGAACAAGGAGGUCUCUGUGUCUCCAACUUCCAGCCUUCUCCCAACUCUGCUCAGCUCACCCACUUCACACUGGCAUCUAAGGGAGGGGGUGCAGGAGAGGCCCCCCCCCAUUAGCCUGGAGGGCCCCCUCACAGAUCUUGCAACAUGACGAGGACACUAAAGUGGUCAGCUGAGGUUGUCUUUGUGGGAAUGUUCAGGGUGGCAGGAGAGGAUAUAUUGUUUAUUUAUAUCCUUCCAAACUUGUGCUAGCAAGUUCCUUUACUUAGCAGAGUUACAUUCCCCUUCUUGCACGCACAGCAGAUAGCUGGUUGCAGGCUCGUGGGAGCCUCUCACUUGUAUACAAUUCAGUCUGUCUCAGAUUGAAUUGUACAUUCCUGGUAAGUUCUCUUAAAAGGAUAAAGACAUGACAAUCUUAUUGUCAGCUGGAUUCCUGAAGGCACACUUAGUUACAAACAUGUACAUGUGGAUCUACCCCAUAUGGAGGAAUAAUCCCAGUGCUUCUGCUGGCUGGCAGCUAGCAGAGCAUUCCUAGCUGAGAAGCGGGUUGAAUGAAGAAGUGAAAGCGAGAGUCCUGCGUGAUUCGUCCUUUUGUUACCUGGACAGGUAAGGUCACGCCCACCUCUAGUCACAUGCAAAGGAAGAAUGCUCCAGCCCAGGAGGAACAGGAAGUUUUCACUGGCUCGACCAAGGGUCAGCAAACUUUUUCAGCAGGGGGCCGGUCCACUGUCCCUCAGACCUUGUGGGGGGCCGGACUAUAUUUUGGGAAAAAAUAAUGAAUGAAUUCCUAUGCCCCACAAAUAACCCAGAGAUGCAUUUUAAAUAAAAGCACACGUUCUACUCAUGUAAAAACACGCUGAUUCCUGGACCGUCUGCAGGCCGGAUUUAUAAGGCGACUGGGCUGGAUCCGGCCCCUGGGCCUUAGUUUGCCUACCCAUGGGCUGGACCAAACAUCCCCUUGCAUGUCCACUCUAGGAAAACAAGGAAUGUUGUAUUUGACUGCUCCCAGUGGAUUACAUCCCACAGCCUUCCUCCCUCUUUCUGACUGGGCAGGGGGAGCUGAGCGAUGGCAUCGCCAUGCUGGUGGCUGGGAACGACCGGAUCCAGGCCAUCAUCACCCAGAUGGAGGAGAUCUGCAAAACCAUUGAGGUGAGUGGGGAGGAGCCUCCAUGCUCCCCCUGGGCGCCCGGCUGGGGCUCGUCUCUUCUGGUGGAUCCCCUGCCCAAGUGGAAUCUGGGGAGAAGAGGCCCCCCUGUAGAAUUUGCAGGGAAUUCUGAAGCCCCAGGAGAUCUCUGAGCCGAUUUAAAAACCUAUCAUUAUAUAGCCUUAAACCUUCAAAGUUGCAGUUGCCUUCGGACCCCCCUCUGGGGCCACAAGGUGACUCACGAAUAAAGGAAAUGGGUGAGUCCUGCCAAGGGGCCAACUGAGCCCUGCCCAGAUGGUGGCAAGAGGCCUUUUCAAAACCUGGCAGGCUGGUGGUGUCCCCUGGGGGGCAGUGGGACUACUGGGGGGGGGCCUAAGAUGCAGUGGGGUGCUGGAAGUUCAAAUUAAUCUCUGGCUUCAGGGUCACUGGGUCAAGUUCAUCCAAUCUGGCAUAUUAAUUAAACUGAAUAGUUUAAAUUGCAUUUUGAAUAAACGUGCAAUUCAUUGUUUUGAAUUUUAUUGUGUUGCUGUUGAACGAUCCUUUCCAUAGGGUGGGGUGGGGGCCUCUGGGGCAGAGGCUCAGAAAGGUUUGGGAGCCCACCACUGUUGUAAACAAAACUGCCCUUUUUCCCUUAUGGGGUAUCCAAGAGCCCAUAUAGAGUCCUUACAUAGGUUCCCUAUUGGUAGGAGAAAAUAACAGAGGCCAACCAGAGAAUAUUGAGAAGCAAAGCAGCUAGUAAGCCUGAUCUUUAUUGAUCUGUUGCAACAGGGUUCCCACAUGCAGGAGGGAGGAGGAACCCCGAACCAAGGUGUGCCCGCCCUUUUAUAGACAUUUUAAAUUCCCUGCCCUGGAGCUCAAGACCACCCCGUACAUCACAGAAGGGGUGUAACCCAAGACCACCCCCCAGAUACAUCAUACCUACAUCACAGAAAAGGUGGUUUACAGUAGAAAUCUGAGUGGUUUGUUUAUCUCCUGUCUGGCAGGUUACUUUAUUGGAUCGCUUGGGAGCCUAGCCAGUCUUUUGUAAGGAUAAAUACUUAGUUCCUGAGCCAGGUCACAGGCUCACACCCUUUUCAUAUCUUAAAUGUGCCCUUAGGAUUUGUGAAGGAAAAGAUAAUGGGGAGGCUUUUCCAUUUUCCUUUGACCUUGCAGAGAAAACAUAUGCUCAGUUUGGGAAUCAAAAUGGUUCCAGGUCGGUCUUCCCGUGCUGAUGCUUGGUUGGUACACUUAUGAACAUCUAAGAUAUCUAAGACCUCAGAAUUCCUGUCACCCCAGGCUAACCUGCUUCCCGCUCCCCUGGCAGGACAACGCUCGACGGCAGAAGCAGCACCUCUGCCUGCGCUUUGACUCCUUGUACAGCAUCCUGGAAGAGCGCAAGAAGGAGCUUCUGCUGGAGAUCGGGCGGGAGCAGGACGACAAGCUCCAGCGGGUGCGGGGCCUGAUCCGCCAGUAUGGGGACCACCUUGAGGUCUCCUCCAAGCUGGUGGAGUCAGCCAUCCAGUCCAUGGAGGAGCCCCAAAUGGCCGUCUACCUCCAGGUACAUGCAGGUGGGGCGGAAGGAGCGGGACGAUGGACAGCUCAGGUCUGCGGGUGGGGUGGGGGGCAGAAAAGAGUGGGAGGGGCUGUGCAACCCCGGGGAAAUCAAUGGUCCCCUUUUGGUUUGUGAAGGAGGUUGUUCAAAGGGUUCUACCUGCCAGGGCUGGUGCUGAAACGCUCUCUUUCUUUUCCUACAGCAGGCAAAGGAGCUGAUCAAAAAGUGAGUAGCAUGAGAUGGGGAGCAAGGAGCAGAGCCUCUCGCAUCUUUCCCAGGGGGCCAGGGGCUCAGCACCACCCCACAGACCAGGGGCACAACGGUGGGCCCAGCCAACAGAAGUGGGCAGCCCUCACCCAGGCGCCAAAGUUUCACCCCCUGACUCAGCCCCAUAUUGGCUCUCCUGGAUCCUCUUGACCUUGAGGUUCCAAACUGGGAGGCCCCCCCCCGACUCCCCCCCCCCCCCCGAGCAGCUGGGUCUCUCUCUGGGUUCAGAGUCAGCCUUAGUGCAAGUCCAGCUAUGGAAUAAGCUGGCUCUCCUUCACAAAUAGUCUGGCAACAGCUAGGGAAGUAAGUUUAAAAAUAAUAUUUACUUGGUUUAUAUUCAUGCGUUGGAUCACAACAAUGGCAGCAGUAAAAGCUUUGCAGGCAAAAUACUUCCAUGUUCAGGAUAACCUGCAUCCAAAGCCGCUCAAAGGAAGAGGGGCAGGGACAGGAAGUGUCCUCCAGGAAUGCAGGGGAAAUGACCUCACACAGAGCCCUCUCUACCAAUCGUAUCUCUAUGGUCUGAGUAUCCGCCUACCAGCAAGACAGCCCAGUGUUGUUAGUCCCAAGAAUAUGCAUUUGUUAAAUUUGGCUGCUAAUCUCCCACGCUAUGGAAGGGAAAGGAUAUCACGUUUCUUCACACACUUUGUGCUGCAACACAGGUGUAAAGUUGGCCUGCCUGUCUGUCUGCCUGCCUGGUGAAUGGGCUCGGUCCGACCUCUCUCCUCCUUUUCCCCGCAGAAUCACAGACAUGUCCAAAGUCUCCAUGAGCAGCCACCCAGAGCCUGGCUAUGAAAGCAUGGACCACUUCACGGUCAACAUCGACCAUGUGGCGGAAAUGCUGAGGACAAUUGAAUUCCAGACAGGUGAGACUCACACCUGGACCAGAAGGGGAUGGGAAGAAGGGGAGACUGCUGCCGGCUGGCCAUCUCCUUCCCUGGGCAGAGCUCAGGAUCGCUGGCCUGCUGGGCUGAGCCGCAGUCAGGGAAGGAGCUGGCAUCACCUGGGACACAAGGAAGAGGGAGCCCCACUGAGCCUGUCUGCUCCCCCAACCCCAAUAUCCUGGCAGACAGCGAUGAAAAGCUGGCAGUUUUAGUCUGAAGAGCGUUCACAGAAUCCUAGAACUGUAAAGUCGGAAGAGACUCCAAGGGUCAUCUAGUCCAGCCCCCAAUGUUGCAGGUACGAUUGUGUCUGUGUCUGCACAGAAGACACCUAGAACCCUGCUUGCACCUGCCAGCACAGCAGACACUUGGGCUUCCAGAAAACCUUUGACAAAAAAUUAUGCACGAUUGAUGCAGAGAGAGAAAAUGUCCCUUCCCCAUCUCCAUGAGAUCCUGCAACUUUUCCUGUGGUGGUGGGUGGGCAACAGUGUGGGAUGUGACAUCACAGAAAGCAGUCAAGUACAACAUUUCCUGUUUGCCCAGAGUAGACCCACAGGGGGAUGUUGCUCCAGCCAAGAGGACUUCCUGUCACACCUGGUCUGGAGCAUCCUCCCCCUGCAUGUGACCAGGUAGAUGGGUGUGACCCUGGGAGACCCCAUAAAAGGGCUGGUCACGCAGCCAUCUUCCCUUUUCCGCCUUAUUCCAUCCUGAUGCCUUUUGCUGUCUGCUGGCCCUCAGCCAGCAGCACAUGGGCUCAUCCCCCAUAUGGGGAUGAACCCCCACACUCUUCUCUAACUACAAGCUAAAGCCUGCUUUCAGGAUCAUACUGUGAACUGAAUGUAAGUAAACUUCUUAUAAAGAAGUGUCUUUAUUCUUAUAUAGUUGUGUCUUUAUUCUUUUUAAGAGGGAACAAAGGGAAAUUUGCCAGGAACAACCCAAUCUGGACAAGUCAGACUGGAUUGCUUAACUCAAGAGAUUCUAACGAAUCUACCAACUAGUUUCCUGCAAUAUACAGGGGGAUGUGCUCUGCUACUUGCUCACUAGCAUGAGCGCGGAAGGAUAAUAUUCAAUUCAUAUAUCCUCUCCUACUAUCCACAACAUUUCCAGCUGAAGGAAGGGCUUUCUUCACAAGGUGUCCCUGUCUCUCCUCCCCGCUUUCAGAUGCUGCUGGAGAGGACGCGGAGCAGGAGGGGCUUGGCCCAGAGAGGGGCUUGGAGGCAGAAGAGGGAGAUCAUCUGGAGGGGACAGAUGCCCCCGAGGGGACGGAAGGUGAGCUGGGACUGGAAGGGAGAGGGGGCAAGAGGAGCUGGCCUGGGGCUGCUUGGCGGUGGGGCUGGGGUUGGCACAGCCCUCAGGCACCGUGAGUUCUGGGUGGGUCAACGAGACCUGGGUUCCGGAAGAGUCCAUCAAUCUCACACCCGCAAUUUACUCAGGAAGCCAGGAAUGGGUCUGUUGGAAGAUGCAUGAGGGAUAAGAGAAAUAACUUCUUCACGCAGUGAAGAGUCAAACUGUGGAACUCCCCUCCUCAGGAGAAUAUCAAAUUCAUGGAGGAGGAGAGGGCUAUCAAGGGAAGCCACAGGAGGGGAGGGGGCUCUUGGGAUCAGAUCCUGCUUCCUGGUUUCUUUGUGGAGCAUCCAGCACUGGCAGACUUUGGGCUCUCAAAUGUCAGCAGCAGCCUAGAAUUGCCCCCCUCCUUGUUCUCCAUUCUACAGCAUUGCUGUGCUGCCCCCUGCCGUGCGGCACCCAGUAUGACUGCGCUGCUCAGGCGGCUGUGGAACUGCCUCUGCACCUAGGUGGCCCCCGUGCGAGAGGAGGCUGGGCUGGAGGGGCCAGUGGCUGCCGGACCCAGUCGGUUUCUCUUCCGUUCUGAAAGCAAAUCUGGUGGCGGUGGUGGGAGAGCUCUUCCUGUCCCUCUUCCAGUGAUGGGUCUCUGUGGAACUGACUGUUGUAGAAGCUUCUGUGUAGAAUCAUAGAACGGUAGAGCUGGGAGGGACCCCAAGGGCCAUCUAGACCAACCCCAGAGGUGGCUUUAGGGUGUCAUGACCGGUUUGGCUGCAAUGGGCGCCGAGCUGCAGAGUGUAGAACAGAGUGCGGGGGGGGGGGCACCAAAUUUUAGCACCACACAGGGCACUGCUGAAAUCGGAGACCCCAAAUUGACCACCGCCGACCCCCUGAAAUGCACGCAUCACAGGUGAAGAAGACAAAGAAGAGGAGGCCAGGACUGCUCAGCUGGCUUUGGCCGGAAGCAUUCUCACUCCAUCAGGGUCCAGGCAGGCAGCAGCAUAGGCCAGAGGUCACAUCCCAUAAUAGAGGGAAGGUCCAUUGUGCUUGGUGGUGGAGCACCUGCUCUGCUUGCAGGUACGCUCCCCCAUCCGCCCCAGGGGCUUCCCAAGGUAGGGCUUCAGAGAUCUUGGGGGGCCGCUGUCCCCUAAGCUCAAUUGACCAAGCAAGGGCCUCACUCUGCGCCAGGCACCUGCUUCCUCUCUUUCUCUGAGCUUGGGCUCAAACACGGGCCCUCCCCACUGGCAGAGCCUGACGUGUGAACCAGAGAGUUGUUGUAGAGUUGAAUGGGAUCCACAGAGUCAUCUAGUCCACCCCCGGCAAUGUCAUGGGCUUCAGGGCUCUUGGGUCUCUCUUUUCUCUGCCUAGAUGGAGAGAACCUGCCCCGGCUGAGGCCAAAGCCAGCGAGUGCCUCUCAUGGUAAGUGAGUCCUGGAUGUCACCCUGGGAGACCCCAUAAAAGGGCUGGUCACGCAGCCCUCUUCCCUUUUCUGCCUUAGUCCAUCCUGGCGUCUUUUGCUGUCUGCUGGCCCUCAGCCAGCAGCACAUGGGCUCAGCUCCCAUAUGGGAUGAACCCACACUCUCUUCUGUAACUACAAGCUAAAGCCAGCCUUCAGGAUCAUACUGUGAACUGAAUGUAAGUAAACUUCCCCAGCACACCUGCCUCAGGCCAAAUGAGGCUCCUGGGGGGGGGGGGUCAGGAAUGUGGAUGUGGCUCCAGCUCCUCCUGCCCCCCCCCCUUGGGGAUCAGCCUGGCCAUGAGCUCCGUUGAGCAUCUGCAGCCCAUUGGCUCAGCACUGAGUGGGGCACAGUCUGGCUCCCCCCCAAGGCAUCUCCCCGCCUCCAGAAGUUUAAAAAUCUGAGGUUUUUAAAGAAAACCUGAGGACUCCCAAAUGCACAGGGCUCCCACGCCUCCUUGCUUUUCUGCUCCGAGCUGGACGUAAAAGAGAAAUUGGGGUGGGGCUGCCCUCUCUCUUCCCGGCCGAUGAGCCCAGGCACCCCUCCCCCAAUGCUGAGUGUGGCUCUUUCCCUCUCAAGCAGGUCAGCACUGAGGAGUCAAGCAGCAGCGCUCCCCCCGCCGCCCCCGCCAAAGGACUGCCUCGCUUUCGCCUGCACUUUGCCGAGUUUUUAAUCUGCCGAGAGAAUAAAGUUGUGUCACGUUUGCUAAAGCC